Entelurus aequoreus (snake pipefish) is the source of this 3534-nucleotide messenger RNA. RefSeq names its product solute carrier family 23 member 2 (gene slc23a2). Gene Ontology annotation, molecular function: transmembrane transporter activity. Gene Ontology annotation, cellular component: membrane. The record is from RefSeq and is a predicted model, not a curated record. The coding region runs from base 309 to 2519 and encodes 736 amino acids. Lineage: Eukaryota; Metazoa; Chordata; Actinopteri; Syngnathiformes; Syngnathidae. The transcript has 16 exons. Gene Ontology annotation, biological process: L-ascorbic acid metabolic process; transmembrane transport.
CGCAUGCGCGAAGGCUGACAUCAACCCCCGUGGCUUUAUGAAAGACCAAAUCCCUCCGCAGGCAGCGGUUUCUAAGCCUGUCUGUCGGCGAGAGGUGGACUUCCUUUCGACCCAACCGGUCUCCGGGACACGCUUUCCGUUUAGCCUCUCGCGUGUGAUCUUUCUUCGGGGUUGAAGUAAAGGCUGUCUCGCCCCCUCCCUUGCGUCCUUCUUCGAGCUCUGUUAUUCCGCACCGCUCCAGCGACGCCAGCCAGCGGACGUAGCCGAGAAGGGAAGUCGAAGUGGGCUUCGUCUUUUUCACCAGGCAGAUGAUCCCAGCCGUCCAGAUUGACAGGAGUGAUGGGAUGUGUCAACUAGCAAAUAAGACAUCUCUGGAUGAUGUAAGCAGACUGAAGGACUCAUCUACAGUGUUGACGCCAGAGUGGGAAAAAAGCAGGAAGGAGGGAGAGUGGGCGUACUGUGACGAUACAAACAUGGGCGUGGGCAAGAACACCUCUUCCAAGCCGAUGGACAGCGGGAGCGAGGGAGGGAAAUAUGAAGAGGAAAGCAAACACGGAGCGGACUUCUACCCUAUUCCGGUGGUGGUAAAUGGAGUGGGCGGUGCCAAUGGAGACCAGGAUACGGAGAACACAGAGUUAAUGGCCAUCUACACUAAAGUCCAAGGAGUAGAAAAGAGCUCAAUGUCGGAGACGUUGGACAGCUCAGACAGUACAGAUCUGAAAAGGAUGGACAUGAUCUAUAUUAUAGAGGACACUCCGCCUUGGUACCUGUGUGUGUUUCUUGGGCUACAGCACUAUUUAACAUGUUUUAGCGGAACCAUAGCGGUGCCGUUCCUCCUCGCUGAAGCCAUGUGCGUCGGUUACGACCAGUGGGCCACAAGCCAGCUUAUAGGAACCAUCUUUUUUUGUGUGGGGAUCACCACCCUCUUACAAACCACACUGGGCUGCAGGUUGCCUUUGUUCCAGGCCAGUGCUUUUGCCUUCCUGGCCCCUGCCAGAGCCAUUCUGUCACUGGACAAAUGGAAGUGUAACAACACAGAUAUACUCGGGACAAACAGCACAGAGAUCCUCCACACAGAACACAUCUGGCAUCCCAGGAUACGAGAAAUCCAAGGGGCCAUCAUUGUGUCUUCUCUCGUGGAGGUGUGUAUUGGGGCACUGGGUCUGCCCGGACUCCUCUUGAAGUAUAUUGGACCUCUGACCAUCACCCCUACUGUGGCCCUUAUCGGUCUCUCCGGUUUCCAGGCUGCGGGGGAGAGGGCAGGCAAACACUGGGGCAUUGCUAUAAUGACUAUUUUCUUGGUGCUUCUCUUCUCCCAGUAUGCCAGGAAUGUCCAAUUCCCAUUGCCUGUCUACAAAGCAAAGAAAGGCUGGACUACCUACAGGCUACAGGUGUUCAAAAUGUUUCCAAAACAUUGCAGUGCAGUUCGACUCCCUCUACUGUUUGAUGGUCACCUCCACUUGUCAUACACCCAGAUCAUCAUGGCCAUCCUGGUGUCAUGGCUGCUGUGCUUCAUCUUCACGAUGACCAACGUAUUCCCGCCUGUGAAGGAAAAAUACGGCUACUACGCCCGCACAGACUCACGCCAAGGAAUACUCUCGGCUGCGCCCUGGUUCAAGAUCCCGUAUCCCUUUCAGUGGGGGGUUCCUAAUGUAACAGCUGCAGGUGUGAUUGGCAUGAUGAGCGCGGUGGUCGCUAGCAUCAUCGAGUCUAUCGGUGACUAUUACGCUUGCGCCCGUCUGUCAUGCGCCCCUCCGCCACCCAUCCACGCCAUCAAUAGAGGCAUAUUUAUGGAAGGCAUUUCCUGCGUACUGGACGGUCUUUUCGGGACAGGAAACGGUUCCACCUCUUCCAGUCCAAACAUCGGUGUUCUGGGAAUAACAAAGGUGGGCAGCAGGCGGGUGAUCCAAUACGGAGCUGCCAUGAUGGUGCUCCUGGGACUUGUGGGUAAAUUCAGCGCCCUGUUUGCCUCCCUGCCAGACCCGGUGCUGGGAGCGCUGUUCUGCACCUUGUUCGGUAUGAUCACAGCAGUGGGGCUGUCCAACCUCCAGUUUGUGGACCUCAACUCUUCCAGGAACCUCUUUGUUCUGGGCUUCUCCAUCUUCUUUGGUCUGAUGUUGCCCAGCUACCUCAAACAGAACCCGUUGGUCACAGGCAUCGUUGAGAUUGACCAAGUGCUGAACGUGCUCCUCACUACAGCCAUGUUUGUUGGCGGCUCAGUGGCUUUUAUUUUGGACAACACUAUUCCAGGAUCUUCUGAGGAGCGAGGCAUCAGGAAGCUGAAACGAGGCUUGGGUCUGGGCGCCUCAGAGCUGGAAGGGAUGCGCUCGUACGACCUGCCUUUUGGAAUGGACUUCAUCCGCAGACACGAUGUCUUCAAGUACCUCCCCAUCAGCCCCACCUUCACCGGCUACCAAUGGGGGGCUCUGCGGGAGGCCUGCAGGUGCAGGCGUGGACAAGGGGAGCCGGGGAAGCAAGGAGGGGAAGGAGGCACCGCUCGGGUCGAGAGUCCGGCAUAGCCUGACCAAAUAGUGUGGGAAUUCGGGGAGCAAUUGAAGGUUCACUGAGAGAAAAGGACAUGAGAGUGUGGUGCAGGAUCUUGCCUCACUUCCCAUUAUGCUCUUUUUAGCAUGCUUUUUAUUAAGCAAGUGGCAGCCAGCAUGCUCCAAAAAAAGAUGUCACUGUGUGGAGACUAGUUGGUGUGUCUACAUGUGUACAAUCAUAUACACUGGCACUUUAACUCAAUUACAAUUUAUUUCACAAUCUGCCAACUGAGAAUUAUGCAAACGAAGAAGGUCUCAUUGCCAUGCACAUUGUAUGCACAUGGACACACACCUACAGCCCCUCAAAAACUAGCUGAGUCAGCUCGAAUGCAUGUCUGCUUGGUUCAUUAGCUCAGCGAUAGUGACACUUUUUUUUCUUUAUGCUGCCUCCUACGUCCAAAAUGUCUCUCUGGCAAGCUCAAAUCCUCACAAACAACUCUAAACUCAACCAGCUCUCAAUUUACAUCAAGGAGGAUCUCACAGUUUACUUAGAAUUCCAGUCAAAGGUUUGGAGAAGUUUUCUCAUUCAAUAUUGUGAGCAAGUGUUUGUCUUAUGCACGAGCAGAAUCCUAAAUCAGAAUGCCCUCAUUUGGAUACUAUGAAGGGGCUCGUUGUCACAUGACUUCCGAGAGUUAUCUUCACUGUCACUACCAGUACUCUAAUCCCUCAUGCAAUAAGAUAACAUAACAUCUUCCUUCACAGUCAGGAGAUCCGCGUUCCAAUCUCUGCAUGUUCUGUCUUGGAGUACUUCGGCUUCCUCCCACUGCUCUACAUGCAUUAGCUUCAUGGGAGACUCUAAAUCAGCGUCCAAAAUCAGGCCUGCGGGAAGUCCCAAUUAUAAAAAAAAGAAAAAGGAAAAUAUAUAUAUAUAUAUAUAUAUAUAUAUAUAUAUAUACAAUUUUUUUUUCUGUCUUUUCUUAUCCACUUUGUACCGCUUGCUACUCAUGGUGUCUACUAGCCGCUCAGGCAAAUCAUAUUGUCUAAAAAUGCA